Messenger RNA from Anoplopoma fimbria (sablefish), 1440 nucleotides. RefSeq names its product phosphorylase kinase, gamma 2 (testis) (gene phkg2). Gene Ontology annotation, molecular function: ATP binding; phosphorylase kinase activity; calmodulin binding. The coding region runs from base 263 to 1435 and encodes 390 amino acids. NCBI's taxonomy places the organism in Eukaryota, Metazoa, Chordata, Actinopteri, Perciformes, Anoplopomatidae. Gene Ontology annotation, biological process: glycogen biosynthetic process; protein phosphorylation. The transcript is spliced from 10 exons. Gene Ontology annotation, cellular component: phosphorylase kinase complex. The record is from RefSeq and is a predicted model, not a curated record.
UCACAGUGUGCAUUAAGAGACUACAAACUGUUUCGAGGAAUGUGACUUGAAUGUAAACAGUGCUCAGUUGCUAAGCUAGUUUACUGUUGUUAACAUUAUCUGUAGCUAACUACGUUUGAUACUGUCGCCGCUGGUUUGCACAGAAGUAUGGAUUAACGAUCCAUUCCUCGAGCUGUGAUGGCACAAACACACUGAUUCCAUAUCUGCAGUAACCCGCUCUCUGUUGUCAUUUGGUUGCAUACAUGAUUCAUAUUCUGUCAUCAUGACCAAGGACAUCGUUGUUGGAGAUGAAUUACCAGACUGGGUGGGAGCCAAGGAGUUUUACCAGAAAUAUGACCCAAAAGAGGUGAUUGGCAGGGGUGUGAGCAGUGUGGUGCGCAGGUGUGUGCACAGACAUACGGGUCAAGAGUUGGCAGUGAAGAUUAUUGAGAUCACCGCAGAGAAGAUGACAGUUCAGCAGCUGGAGGAGGUGAAAACAUCUACGCUGAAGGAGAUCCAAGUCCUCAACAUGGUGAAGGGACACUCUUCAGUCAUCACUCUUAUCGAUUCCUAUGAGUCCACAACCUUCAUAUUUUUGGUGUUUGACCUCAUGAGACGAGGAGAGCUAUUUGACUACCUCACAGAAAAAGUUACUUUGAGUGAGAAGGAAACCAGGAGUAUGAUGCGAGCCUUGCUGGAGGCUGUGCAGUACCUUCACUCCUUCAACAUUGUCCACCGGGACUUAAAGCCUGAAAACAUUCUCCUUGAUGAUCAUGGACACAUCAAACUGUCAGACUUUGGAUUCUCUGUUCAGCUACAACCUGGAGAAAAGCUUAGAGAGCUCUGUGGGACGCCUGGUUACUUGGCCCCUGAAAUACUGAAAUGUUCAAUGGAUGAAUUGCACACGGGCUAUGGCCAAGAGGUCGAUCUCUGGGCAUGUGGCGUGAUCCUUUUCACCUUACUGGCCGGCUCACCACCGUUCUGGCAUCGCAAGCAGAUGCUGAUGCUGAGGAUGAUCAUGGAGGGUCACUAUCAGUUCAGCUCACCAGAGUGGGAUGACAGGUCUGACACUGUGAAAGAUCUGAUAUCCAGGCUGCUGGUGCUGGACCCAGCUGUCCGUCUCACUGCUGAGCAAGCUCUAGCACAUCCCUUCUUCAGACAGUACCAGAAGGAGGAUGUGCGACUCUUCAGUCCCAGAAAGACAUUUAGGGUGUUGAUAGUGAGCGUGCUGGCCUGUAUCAGGAUGUACAGCCGUUACCGCAGGGCUCGGCCGCUGACUCGGGAAGUGCUUGCCAGAGAUCCGUACUCCCUUCGCGGUGUCCGCAAACUCAUCGAUGGCUGCGCAUUCCGCAUCUACGGGCACUGGGUGAAGAAAGGGGAGCAGCAGAACCGAGCCGCCCUCUUUCAGAACACAGCUAAAAUCAUGCUGCUGGGCCUGGAGGACUUUGAAACUUAAAAAGG